Vicia villosa (hairy vetch) is the source of this 1443-nucleotide messenger RNA. Its product is annotated as 7-hydroxymethyl chlorophyll a reductase, chloroplastic. Gene Ontology annotation, molecular function: 7-hydroxymethyl chlorophyll a reductase activity. The record is from RefSeq and is a predicted model, not a curated record. NCBI's taxonomy places the organism in Eukaryota, Viridiplantae, Streptophyta, Magnoliopsida, Fabales, Fabaceae. Gene Ontology annotation, cellular component: chloroplast. The transcript has 18 exons. The coding region runs from base 79 to 1434 and encodes 451 amino acids. Gene Ontology annotation, biological process: chlorophyll cycle.
UCUAUAAAAAAUCAAUCCUUCAAGUGUGUUGUGUGUGGAACAGAAAAAGCCACAUCAGUUUUCACUCACUGCUAAGCUAUGUCUACCAUCGUUCCCACACUCACCUCGCUACCAUUUUCUCUCUCCAUUCGUUCUUCUUUAUCAUCACAAGAUGGUAGUUUGAAACAGGACUGGAGAAAAAGGUCCAAACCUAUCCCACCAGGUGGAACCUAUCCAGCUAAAGAUCAAUGCAGUCGUUGCGGUUUGUGUGAUACAUAUUAUAUUGCUCAUGUUAAGAAUGCUUGUGCUUUCUUGGGAGAUGGCAUGUCUAGGAUUGAAAAAUUGGAACCUGUUGUUCAUGGUAGAGGGAGAAAAACUGAUACGUUAGAUGAAACCUACUUAGGAGUUCAUGAGGAACUGCUUUAUGCUCGAAAACUUAUCCCUGUCGAAGGAGCUCAAUGGACUGGUAUAGUUACAACCAUUGCAAUUGAAAUGCUUAAAUCAGGCAUGGUUGAAGCUGUCAUUUGUGUACAAAGCGAUCCUGAUGACAGAUUUGCUCCCAGACCUGUUUUAGCAAGGACACCAGAAGAAGUGUUGGCUGCUAGAGGUGUCAAGCCAACAUUAUCUCCUAACCUUAAUACCCUUGCACUUGUUGAGGCUGCAGGUGUCAAGCGUCUUCUUUUCUGUGGUGUAGGUUGCCAGGUGCAAGCAUUAAGAUCUGUCGAGCACCACUUGAAUUUGGAUAAACUCUAUGUUUUAGGCACUAACUGCGUGGACAAUGGACCUAGGGAAGGACUGGAUAAGUUUCUAAACGCUGCGAGUGAUUCACCUGAAACAGUUCUGCAUUAUGAGUUUAUGCAAGAUUACAAGGUUCACUUGAAGCAUUUGGACGGUCGUAUCGAGGAGGUUCCUUAUUUCUGUCUACCAGCAAAUGAUUUAGUUGAUGUUAUUGCUCCAUCUUGCUACAGCUGUUUUGACUAUACAAAUGCGUUAGCAGAUUUGGUUGUUGGAUAUAUGGGCGUGCCGAAAUACCCCGGAAUCAGCAUGACACAACAUCCUCAAUAUAUUACUGUCAGGAACGAACGUGGAAGAGAGAUGUUGAGUCUUAUAGAGAACUUACUAGAGAUUACUCCAACAACUAACUCCGGAGAUAGGCGACCGUUUGUCAUGGAGACUGUCAAGGCUGACGAUAAAGCUAAACUAGGAAAAGGUCCUUCUCAGCUUGCCCCAAAGUUUGUUGGAAACUUGCUUGCGUUUAUACUAAAUUUGAUUGGUCCAAAGGGUAUUGAAUUUGCACGUUAUUCGCUUGAUUAUCAUACCAUUCGGAACUAUUUAUACGUAAAUCGGUUGUGGGGAAAGGAAAGGGCUGAUAGACACAUGCCUACAUAUGCUAAGAAAAUUGUGGAUCUGUACAACCAAAAUGGUCAAAUUGAUAAGAUGCUCUCUGAGAAGUGACUCUAAAGG